Phoenix dactylifera (date palm) is the source of this 1285-nucleotide messenger RNA. RefSeq names its product DNA-damage-repair/toleration protein DRT102 (gene DRT102). The record is from RefSeq and is a predicted model, not a curated record. Lineage: Eukaryota; Viridiplantae; Streptophyta; Magnoliopsida; Arecales; Arecaceae. Gene Ontology annotation, biological process: carbohydrate metabolic process. Gene Ontology annotation, molecular function: isomerase activity.
AUUUAAAGCCAAUUGGUGGGCGGAGGAAGCCCUAGAGCAGCCGAGACGAACUCCAGCCAGGAGAUCAGACAUCAGCGAUGUCGUCGGGCGAUAAUCUGACAGCGGCGGCGGAGAACGGCACCGCCUCGCCGGCCCCCUCUCUGAGGAUCUACGCCGGCGCCGACUCCUUUGGGUGCGCGCUCAAGGACGCCCUUGUGGCCCACCUCCGCUCCUUACCCGGCAUCGACCUCAUCGACCUCGGCACCGACAAGUACUACUCCAUCGCCGAGCGCAUCGGCCGCCAAGUCAGCUCAGCUGCCGCCGCUGGCGGCGACCAGCCGGAGACCCGCGGCCUCCUGGCCUGCGGCACCGGCGUGGGCGUGUCCAUCUUCGCCAACAAGUUCCCCCGCGUGUACGCCAGCACCUGCUCCUCCGUCGGCGACGCCGUCAACACCCGCUCCAUCAACGCCUGCAACGUCCUCUCCGUCUCCGGCAUGUUCACCGCCCCCACCGACGCCGUCAAGAUCCUCGACGCCUGGCUUCGCACCCCCUUCAAGUCCCCCUGCCCGGCCUCCGGCGACGCCCCCUGGCCGGAGGACAUCCAGUCCUUUUUCGACCAGUCCGUAACCGAGAUGGCCGCCAUCCCCGCCCCCGAUGAGGGCUGCCCGAUCUGCGUCCUGAGGAAGGGCAUGGAGUUCGAGCCGGUGGGGAUCAUGCCAGGAGGGGAGAUGAGGAUCGUGAGGGAGAGCCCCACCUCGGCCUACGUCCGGUUCAAGGCCGGGAGCGUGGAGCCGGCCCACCACCACACCUUCGGCCACGACCUGGUCGUCAUCAAGGGAAAGAAGAAGGUCUGGAAUCUGACCAAGAAAGAGAGCUACGGGCUCGAGGAUGGGGAUUUUCUGUUCACCCCGGCCGGGGAUGUGCACAGGGUCAAGUACUUGGAGGACACCGAGUUCUUCAUCAGGUGGGAUGGGAAGUGGGACAUCUUCCUGGAUGAGGACCUGGCUGCUGCUGCUGAUGCCAUCAACAAGGACAUGGGGAGGGGCAAUUGAUCCAGAUGCUUCAGUGUUUGGGCUACUUAUUGCUAUAUGGUGGUUGUUGUCUUGCUGUUGGAAGUUGUGUUCUUGUACUGUUCUGAGUCUGAUGUCCUCGGUUGCUUGAGGUCAGUUGUGAAUAUGUUCUUGUAAUCUGUGUGCGCUUUUAGAUCUGAAAUAAAUGAUAUGUUCUAAUAGGCUGCACUUCUGAGAUAGACUUGUGAAUAUAAGUUGUUUCAAUGGUAAUAGUGAACAUGCUACCUGUUAUAAUA